Molecule: messenger RNA, 1485 nt
Organism: Candidula unifasciata
Lineage: Eukaryota; Metazoa; Mollusca; Gastropoda; Stylommatophora; Geomitridae
Source: the annotation of a GenBank genome assembly
AUGGCUGCACAUAUGGACGACAGGGACGUAGACUUAGAAGAAGGCGAAUGCAGUAAUUCUGAUGGAGAACAAACUGAAUUCACCAGUCUACCGUCAGCGCCUUUUGUCCGUAAUAAAAAUGUCAGCGCCCAGAACUCUGGGUAUCACUCAAGAAUUCCACAGAUAAUUAUUAACUCUGAUGAAAGCGAUGAUGGUAGUGAUGAUGACUAUCCAUCCACAUGGAAGAAAGCUCGUAGCCCACAGAGCCGUUGUCAAGUAAAUGGAGGAAAUCCUUCAGAUGUGCCCUUCAUUAACCCACUGCUGGCAGACAAGUCAGGGACGAACACAGCUAGAGCCUAUGGUCAAAGAAGAAGAAAUAAUGUAUGGGGUUCUGUCAUCACUGAACAGGUGUUAUCCCAAGAGGUGAAAAUGUUUGGUGUGGAUAAUUCCGGAGUUCUUGCAGCCACUCGAGAUGUUGAAAGCUAUGAUUUUACCAAAGCUAAAGAGGACGAGCGACCAGAUGUGGAUAUUGAUCCUGAUGAGGUGGACAAUUCCAGAGAUGACAUUUUCGAUGAGGGUGUUGACUUGGAGAAAGAGGUUUUGAAACAUGAAAACCGUAAGCGUAAAAGACAUGUCAAGGAGCGCCUAGGUAAAAGACAAUACAAUAACCAGAAGAGGCCAGCGAUCAAGAUCACUGCUGAUGAUAGUGUUGCCAACAUUGUUGCAGCCAUAACAAAAGGCCUAUCUGAGCCAAAGACUGAGUUAUUCACUCGAAUUGUGGACACAGUUGGGAAAGACCUGGCAAUUAAACUCUUCUACAUGACAGAGGAUGUUGAACAGUGUGGUGGAAUGAUGACAAAUGAUGGGUAUCGGCGCCGUACCCCAGGAGGUGUGUACAUUCAGCUGUUGAAGAAUGAUGCCUCAGUUUCUGCAGAUGUUAUCGAGUCAAUAUUUAGGGAUGACCAACAGGCAUGGAAGGAAAAACUGAAAGAGCAGCGGAAAAUCAAAAAAGCAGGAAAAAGGCGGAAGCGACACACGAUGCGACACAUGGACAUUGACAGACCAGACACCCCGGCCCCAGCUGAAGAUCUGGAAGCAUUGAAUGCUUUAGACAGUGGCAGUGAGUGUGAAAACACAGACCUGCCUGAACGGCCAGCUACCCCAGAACCUAAGGAUGACUCUUCUGAUGGGCCAGAAGAUGAUGAUGUGGAUGAAGAGGAGGAGGAUGAUAUUUCUGUAGCAAUUGCCAAGGCUAGAGCAGCGAUCUUAAAGAAACAAAGAGAGCUGGCUAAGGGAAUUAUAGACAGAGAGAAAUUACUAGGCGACAACUCCAUGCCUUCUUGUAAUGGGAGUGGAGAUGUGUCUGACAGUAGCUUGAAGGACAAUGAAAUGACAGAUAGCGGAAGUGGUGGAAAGCUUCUGUCAAAUAAAAUACGAGACCAUGGGUUAAUUUCUCCUGACAGAUCAAGUGCUGAUGUUGAAAUUGGAGAGAUGGAGGAUCUUUAA